This is a messenger RNA of Marchantia polymorpha subsp. ruderalis, 2795 nucleotides long. NCBI's taxonomy places the organism in Eukaryota, Viridiplantae, Streptophyta, Marchantiopsida, Marchantiales, Marchantiaceae. The record is from the annotation of a GenBank genome assembly.
UGGAAAGUUCUUGUGCCGGAAGGACAGCCCGGAUCACUGGACUGUCUGUGUAGAGCAGGACAUCUGGUCGCUGCUGAUUAGACCUGCUCUACGAGCAGUCCAUGAGACAACUGGUCCCGUUCCCAAAUCGCAGGACGAGGUACCGGCCAUUUGAGACCUGAUUGCACUGCGCCCGGAGGAAUCCGGGUGUGAAUUUCGACUGCUUGACUACAUCCCGGUGACAGGUUAUGCUGCUGCUGCCGCCGCCGAGGAUUAAUGAUUGAUCGGACAGGGGUUUAUCUCGUUGAGCCUCAUCGCAGUCGAGUGGAAUCGGUAUCAGAUCAGGGCACGUAGCAGACUGUUGAUUGUAGGCGAGCUUAGAAAUCUGGAGGCAUGAGGUGGGUUCAAGCCACUGGCAGAGAUUUCAAGGGCGAUCCGCCAUCCCUGCGGAGUGGUCACACAGCUAUCAAGGUCGGGAAAUCAUUGCUAGCAGUUUUUGGUGGUUUGGUGGACAAAAAAUUCCUGAAUGAUCUAGUCGUUCUAGACACAGACACGUUGCAAUGGUUUAAACCCGAAUGUACUGGAAAUGGAGAAUCCGGGCACAUUGGCCCCAGCCCUCGAGCGUUUCAUGUCUGCGUGGCCAUUGAUUGCCACUUGUUCAUAUUUGGUGGUCGAUGUGGCCGUAAGCGGUUGGGUGAUUUCUGGAUGCUAGAUACAGACACUUGGCAAUGGGCUGAACUUUCUGGUUAUGGCGAACUACCACCUCCUCGGGAAUUUGCAGCGGGUGCUUCAGUAGGCAACGGGAAGAUUGUCAUUUACGGUGGAUGGGAUGGAACAAAGUGGCUUUCAGAUGUUUAUGUUCUCGAUACAAUUUCUCUCCAAUGGAGAGAGUUGGUUUUCCAAGGGCCUGUACCACCACCUCGUUGUGGUCACACUGCUACCAUGGUUGAGAAGAGAAUGCUAAUCUUCGGUGGUCGUGGCGCUGGUGGGCCAAUCAUGGGAGAUUUGUGGGCUUUGAAAGGUCUAUUUGAUGAAGAGAGAGAGAUUCCAGCCUGGACACAACUGAAAAUUCCUGGGUCUUCCCCUGCUGCUCGAUGUGGCCACUCUACUACUGCCGGUGGACCCCAGUUGCUGAUUUUUGGCGGGCAUGGGACUGGUGGAUGGCUUACCCGGUAUGAUGUGUAUCACAAUGAUUGUGUCAUUCUCGACCGUGCUACCGCCCAUUGGAAGAAACCUCCUGUAUCCAAUGAACCCCCAGCACGGGCAUACCACUCGAUGUCUCGUAUUGGAUAUCGUUUCUUACUUCUUGGUGGUUAUGAUGGGAAAAACACAUUCGGCGACAUUUGGUGGUUGGUUUCUGAAGAUGAUCCAAUUGCAAAUAGGGCAUCACUGUCCCCGAGGAGUAGCUUACCGGCAAAUACUUCUGUUCCUUCGAAGCAGCGGGAAUCUUCUCAAGGAGCAACGGUUAAGGAACUAUCACCUUCCCCUCUGAGUACACUGCGGCAGCGUCUAGGUCUCCCCACUGUUGCUGUUGCUCCUUUAGUGAUUGAUUCGAUUACAAGUGACGAAGAAUUACUUGCUUUGGGUCAAAACCUGCUCUCUGCUGAAGGAUUAUCUCCGACGAAAGACAAAGCUGCAAUCGUGAAGGCAGCGCGAGACCAUUGGAGACUAUGCGAAGUACAGUUAAUCAGAUUGCAAGAACUGGGCAUUCUCCUUCGUGAUUAUCAAAGGCUUGUAGCUGGCCUACAAAGUAGUGGGCUCCUUGAAGACUCCGCACUACACGGCGAAGCAAGUCUCUCGAAAAUGCAUGUUUAUCGCUUCAAUCAUUUCAAAGAUGCCAGUCAGGUGCGGAUGGAUGAUAUUCCCUCGUUGGUGAACGAAUACAGGCAAUUGCUGCACAUGCAGUCUAAAGCACAAUCAGUCCAACGUUCAGAUGAGGCAGACUCAAUGGAGCGCUGAAUUCUUGAAGAGCUCGUAUUGGAACAGUACUAAAGCUCGCGUUUAUUUCAUGUGAAGUGGAAUGAUCGUGCUUUCUGCAAUUUAGCUAAUAGAUGGUGAGUUGCAACACAUUUGUAUCUACAUCUCAUUGCAUCAAGCAUCAGUUUAUUUUAGUGUGUCAUAAGUCGAGUUGAUUUUUUUGCACCUAUUUGUAAAUUGGUAUCAAUUAGUCUCAACCUCCAUCUAUUAAUUUGGCGAAACCUGAUGACGAAAGUGCACCCGACUACUGGUAGGUCGGGCCUAAUCGUAAGCCAAUCGUUCAGAAGGUACUGAACUUUGGCACACCAUGAUUCUCAAAUUACGUUUCAUUCGUGGAACACAGAGCCAUGAGAACCGUUUUUGUACCUAAUAAGUUAUCUGCUGUCUAUUCGUCCCGUUCUCUUCCAGAAAUGAUUGCCUAUCGGCUAUCACUUUCAGGUUUUCUUUCUGGUGGCUACAGGUCUUCUCCCACAUUGUACAUGAGUAAUGGUUGCUCCAGACCUGGACUGUUUGUUUUUCUGCUCGCUGACGCAUUAGUAUAUGAUAACAUACACGAGCUCCUGCAUUACAGGUUUGUCCCGCAGUGUGCUGAACUACAGCCACGAUGACCAGAUUUAAGAUUCUUCUUAUAUCAGUGUUCUAAUCAGGUAGCUGAUUGUUCUGCACACUUACCACAACAACAUGGGCCGUAAUUUGGUGUCAUGUGUUGAUCAUUCAAGGAUAAUUUUACGAGAUACGGGACAGCAUAUGGAUGCAUAAUAUUGUUCCUUGAUGUGAAUCAACGUAAUCGAAAUCUCCUGUUCUUUAUUGAAGAUCAGAUUCGUACAUACCGCAAUCAC